This is a messenger RNA of Epinephelus fuscoguttatus (brown-marbled grouper), 6514 nucleotides long. Its product is annotated as coiled-coil domain-containing protein 85C-A-like. Bases 402 to 1532 code for a protein of 376 amino acids. The record is from RefSeq and is a predicted model, not a curated record. Gene Ontology annotation, cellular component: apical junction complex. NCBI's taxonomy places the organism in Eukaryota, Metazoa, Chordata, Actinopteri, Perciformes, Serranidae. The transcript has 6 exons.
CAAGUGAGUAGACGGCUCUCCAAGUUGUGCAGGUGUGUGGUGCUGCCUGUAGAGGGCACUGUGUUACUCUGUGCACAGCGGGAUAAGCUGACUGUCUCUGUCUCCUCCCAUGCUUCUUCACUUCGAGGACCGACCGGCUCCAGUCUCCGGCUUCAGACAGCGUCUCAUCGUGUCUCUGAGAUGAACUUCUAACGUUAAUGUUAGGGAAAGUGAGACAACCGGAUAUUCCCGUGUUACAGAGGAACUCAUUUGCUGAAGUAAAGGCAGCGCAGCCUGAUUUGGGCCAGCCGAUGUGUCUCUGUAGCCCGGUGUGUUAUCUGUCAUGGAUCUGCUUUUCAUAAUAACUUAGGCGUCCUAGAAGACUCUCUGAUUAUUAGGACAACAUUAGAGACAGAGCAGAAAUGGACGGAGUGAACGUGAGCCAGCUGUCCGACGAGGAGCUGCUGAUGCUGGGGAAGGAGGAUCUGAUUCGGAGGCUGAGGUGGCUGGAGAGCCGCAACAUGGACCUGAUGCUAGAGCAUGGAAACAUGAUGAAGGACGUGAACCGGAGCCUGCAGGUCCAUCUCCACGAGAUCCGAAGUCUCAAAGAGGUCAACCAGAAACUGCAGGACGACAACCAGGAGCUCCGGGAGCUGUGCUGCUUUCUGGACGAUGACCGACAGAAGGGGAAGAAGGUGUCCCGGGAGUGGCAGCGGUUCGGCCGCUACACAGCCAGCGUCCUGUGGAAAGAUGUCGGUCUGUACCAGCAGAAGCUGACGGAGCUGGAGAGCAGUCAGGAGGCGCUGAGGACGGAGAAUAUGGAGCUGAAGGAAAUCGUCCUCAUGUUGGAUGAGGACAGGAGCGGAGCCGGCUCCCGGAGCUCCAUCGACAGCCAGUCCAGCCUGAGCAACCUCAACUGCUCGGUGCCGGUUCGGGACGUCGGGGAUGGCAGUAGUACAUCCAGCACUGGAAGCGCCGGCAGUCCUGAUCACCAUCACAACCACUUACACAAAGCAUCCGAGGGAAAGAUAUCAUCUCUGAGGAGGUCUAUGGACGACCUGUCCGCCCCUCACUUCCAAAGAGGAGAUGGAAUCAGUGAUGCAUUAGCCAGCUACAUCAGACAGCUGGAGAACAAGAUGAGAGUACUGGAAGAAGAAAACCAACAGCUGCUGUCACAGAUGAAUGAAGGGGAAGGAAAUACACUGGGGAAGGGUUUGUCUCUUUAUCAUUCAGAAACUCAGCUCUCACAAUUCCAGGACAAUGUAAACAAUGGUGCUGCUCAAUCCCCCAGCAGUGAACCGUCCUCCACAGGGCUCUACCCCCCGCCAAAACAGAAACCAGAAGCUAUAGUCCAUGCAAUGAAGGUGUUGGAGGUCCAUGAGAAGCUGGACAGGCAGCGCACACAGGAAUAUGAUGAAGAUCUUAACGAGAAAGAGAAGGCCAUUGUCAGAGAGAUGUGCAAUGUGGUUUGGAGAAAGCUGGGUGACGCUGCUGGAUCCAAGCCUUCCAUCCGACAGCAGCUUUCAGGCAACCACUUUAAAGGCCCUUUAUAGUUGUCAGCUACCAAGUGAAGCCACCAGUGGUCCCAAAACCCCUACACUACUUCUUUGGAUUGGAAGCUUUUCAGCACAGUGUUUUGUCUCUUGGCUGCCAAACUACAGCCUGCUUAGCUUGAACCAGACUGAGUCAUAAUGGAUAUUCAGCUCAGUACCAGGACACACUUAAAUGGCAACACUGAAAGACUGGCAACCUGGGUUACAGACAUGGACUGUAUGGAGCCUUUAAAGCCUUCAGCUUCUUGGAGGCGGAAAAUCCAAAUGUGAGAAAUGUGACCGAGGUCUGGUUGUAACUCAAACGCAAGUGGCAGUCACCAUGGCUUAGUGUGAUAGGCUGAGACAUUGGCCAAUCAGACAAACACAACAGAAACUCUCCCUUUAAGCCUUAAUAUCUCCAAAAUGGCUCAAUAAUGUGCAAGAUGACAGCAUUGAUAUGGGACAUAUAUAUAUAAAUUAGUGUAGGAAAAUGUUGCUCUGUGUUUGAAGAGAGAUGUUGGAUGUUUUCCAAAUUGACUUCAAAGUUUCAAGUGGUUACUGAACGCUCAAGGCAUGUCUUUGCUUCUCCACUCAGCUGUGGUGGCUUCUACAGAGAAAAAAAAGCACCAAAUAGCAGUCCCUCCAGAAAAUCGCAAUCUUGCAAUCACAAUAAUUAACGCAAAUUCAACGGAAGUCCACAAUAUUUGCAGGGGCUUGCAAUUUUUAAAAAGUCCAGUGAUUUUUCCGCGUUUUUCUGCAUUUUCAGUCAUCAGACGCGUCAUCAAAUGCGCUAAUGGCAUUGCAGUAUGGAGAAACGCUUUGUAUUGACAUAAGAAUUUGCACUGUUUAAAUGCAUACAAUAUGUGUUGAAUUCAUUAAAAUGUUAUGUUUACAGAAGACGUACAUGUAAAUAUUGAGUAUUGAAACUAAUUAAAUAAAACUGAAGAAGAGAACUAUAAAAACAUUUGCAGCUAUUUUUGUAAUAUUCAGUAUGAUUAUUAUAGCAAGUGAUUACAUGGCUUAUUUUUUGGAGGUAGUCAUUUAAAAAAAGAAUCACAUUCUUUCUCUUUCUCCAUUUGCCGCAAUUUCCCGCAAAAAAUCACAUAAAAAUGCUGCAACUUUUAUCACAAUUUUUGACAAAAUUUGCUGCAAAUUCAAGGUUCUUUUGCUGCGAGAUCCUGGAGGGACUGAAAUAGCAGUGCUUUGUGCUGGAAGGGUGCACUCCAGUAGCCACGCAUUCACACAGCCACCCAUCAGCUCUGUAGGAACCUCUGUUUAUGUCUUGAUGAACAAAAGGAAGCUAUGUAUUUCAAUAGUUCAUGCGCUUUUAUUCUGUUUUGACUUAUUGAUCGUGUUUACAGUGUGGAUGUACAGGAAGAAUUCAAAAAGUCUAUGAAGGACUCAGGUUAAUGUGUUCAUGUCAGAGCCAUGAACCACAGAAACUGUCCACCAUUUGAGUCACAGCUUUAAAGUUUAUCUAUUGAUCAGCCUGUUGGAGGAUCACAUGCAAGUUAUCUUAUGAACUGAAGAUGAACCAAAGUUUAUCAUCUUCUUUUAAUGCUUAUUUUUAAAACAGCAUUUUUAAACACUGCUGGCUCUUGUUUCAAACCUUUUGUACAUAAAUAUAAUCAAAGUCAAGAAUAGACAACUAAAAAUCCCUACAAAUGAAGCAAUAAAUAAUCCUAUUUUGGGGAAUGCCACAAAGACACACAAGGACAAAAAAUGUUAAUAUUUUCAGGAGUUCACUGAAACAGUUAACUUUCCUUAUUUUUUAUACUUAAACCAUAGAACACUUAAGUGUUUUUUUAAGUUUUGUCAGCAGAAGUCAGUGAUCCAAUGAAACACUCUUGAUUCAAAUUUAUUUGAAUUGAUUCAUAGAAUUAGCAGAUGAACAGAUAAACAAACCACUGACUGUACAAAUCACCUGCAAUUUUUUUUAAUUAUGUCAUGAAAACUAGCAGCAGUUGUGUGUUUUGGUGGAUUUGGCCGGCAGCAGCUUUAUAGCAUGCUUGGCCUACAUACUGAACACACAGGAAAACUGCUACCAGCACAGGAAUUUGAUCAAACAGUGGAUUUUGCACUCAAUCGGAGCUGGUUUCACUUCAGACUAUUGUGAGAUGCUUAAGAGACUUUCUGGGUAAAAUGCUUGUGCUGUUGAAAUCACAGUAAGAUGAGUGGGUUGAUACCAACCUUGUAUCUGUUUGUCAGUGCAGACAUAGGACCAGGAUAUCCUAUAAUCUGGGUUUUGUUCAGGGUUAUUGUGCAAAUCAGAGUGUGUACCAUGAAGUGAGAUUAGUGACUCAGCAAGGUAUGUUGAGUCUCAAGCAAGAGUUUUCCAUGUCACGAAGGUGGAUCUCAUUUAACCUGGCUAGAUCGCCAUGGUAACUCGUGCUGCAUGGCUAACCUGGUCAGGACCAGUUUUGUUCUGAGUUUAGUCUCAGCUUUGUCACUAAUCAGCUCCUUUGGAAAUUGCAACACUCUAUAGUCAAGAGACAGUCUAUGAGUGAUGCAGUUUCUCAGCUGAGGGAACACAUCAUAAAUGCAAACUUGUUGAGCUGUAAGGUUACAUUAGUAGCCUGAAGAAGAAAGUCUGGGUAACACAGAAAGUUGAUAACCACCAUUGCAGUAUCCGAAAUCUGUGAUUGUGGCUUUAGGGUUUGCCGAGCUAGCUAAGACAAAGAAAGCCUGGCUCUGUUGAACUUGCUUGGUGGUACAGCUCACUCAACCUCACUAUGAGAGUAAGUCAGUGCAUGCUGCACCCAUCUUGAUGGAGGAGGAGCAAAAUGUUCCUUCUUUUUUGGUGAUAAGCUAGGCAAAAUGCAACCCUGGGCCCAGUUGUUAAGAAGUAAUCUGAUGGGAUUUUGGCUAAGGGAUUGGAUCAAAUCUUGAAAACAGAUGGUUUAAAAGAAGAAAGAAUUCUGAAAUCAGAUUAGAUCACGUUAUCCAGUCUUGGUUGUGAUUUGUAACAAAUUUUCAGUAUGUGUUGUUCAAAACAUUUUAGUAGGAUUGGAGUACCUUUGAAAAAAAGGUCCCAGUAUCCUGAUCCCAGUAGAAGGCUGGAUUCAGGGUGGACUUCAGGAACAAAAAGUUAUAAAACUUUUAAAUUGGUCAAAUAUAUAUACAUUUAGUUAGAUUUUGCACUUGAAUUGUUUGACAGUUACUAUGAUACAGUAGAUAAAUAGAUAAACAUUAGACUACCUUUAAUGCUUUAUAGUAAAGUAAAAAAGGAUGUCUCCAUAAAAUAAUCCCCCUAUUAGCUGUCAAAAUCAAACACAAAAUAUUUAGAGGCAUAAUCUCAAAGAUCUCUGUUUCUGUCUACAUUGUGAUAUGUAGUCCCAGUUUACUAUUUGAUAUGGUAAUCAAAAGUUUGGAUCAGGGUGCUCCAGUCCAGUGUUGCUUUAGGUAGGGUUGCAACUAAGGUAUACCAUGAUGUAAAAGUUGACGGUUAUCAUACCAUGUACAUUUCCUUAUCCAUGAUAUUGUAUUUAAAAAAAAAACCGCAAAGGGACAUUGAAUUUCCCUUCUAUUGUAGUUGUUUUCUUAGGGGAGACUUCUUACACACUUCCAUUAACAAGAUAGUUUAAUUUUCUUUUAGGGUCAUUCUGACUGAUAAUAACAUAAAUUCUGUAAUACCAUGAUACCGUGAAGCCGCAAUAUUUUCUGAGAUGGUUAUCGGACUGUGAAAAUCUCAUACCGUUACAACUUUAAUGAGCACAAAUGUAUAAUGGAUUAGCUGAUCCUGAAAAGGCAAAAACGAGAUUUGACAAUGGAUCAUUCUCAUCCAGAUGGACAUUUUUUUGAACAACUGGGCCCAGAUGUUUUGUUUUGGUUUUUUUUUUUUACUGGAGAUUAAAUGCAGUCUUGUUGUUGGACUGUGAGUAAGACAGUAAUGUCACAGUGUUCCUUCUAUGACAAAACCAUAUAUUAGCCUUAGGGUAUGAUUUUGUUUAUAAGCUAGUCUAUGACAAUGUUACUUUAUGUUUUAAUUUUUAAAAAAAUGAUAAUGAUAUUGUCAGUUUAUUUUUCUUUGAUCAUAUGAUAACUCUGUUUCUACUGUGGCUCUUCUGAGUGUUCAUGACAAUAGACAAGCUCAUAACAUACAUUAGCAAAACAGGUAGCUACCAGAAGCUAGCCUGGGUGUCAGACUUUUCAAUAUAUUCAAUAUAUACCCUUGCUUCUGUUUUGUUUUUCUGCAGGGAAUCUGUAAAAUACUAAAUGUUUGUCCAAUUUAUUUCAUAUUUUACCCACACAACCAUUUGCAUAAACCCCAAACUUGGUCCAUUUAUUCAUUAUCAUUCAUCCCUGCAGUGCUGAGUUCCACCUACUUGGGUCAUAACUUAACACUUUUGUCUCAAUAUUCUUUCCCAGGACAAUAAUACUAUACACUGUACAGUGAUGUAUUACAAUUUAUGUAAGAAUCAUAAAUGAAGUUACGUGCUUUUUGUUAAUGCAACAUUAUUUUGAUUUAUAAAAAUGGUGGAAUUUUCUUUCAAAUUAUUUAAGUGGAAUACAUUGGUAAAAAUGUUAUGUGUCUGACUUUGUCUUCAAAAUAAUAGUUUUGCUGUCCAAUUUUAUUUGGAUAACAAAGUGUGUGCAUUUAUUGACACAGUAGAAUCCUUCAAUAUUUGCAAAGUGACCAUUGUUGAAUAUCAUCACUCCAUUAUACCCUAUACUGCUGAAGAAGACAAAGUGAUGUUUUAAAAAAAAAAGAUAUUUUUUUAUGGUGACAUUCAAACGCACUGCUUAAUUUGUCAUGGAGUUUUGGAGUUGAUGGUGAUGAAAUGUUUCUCUGUGGCAGUGCAUCUUAGAGGAAGACCAGUGCUGUUUAAAAAUACAUAUUUCCCAUACAGUAGGUAACCAUGGAGUAGCAUGUCUUUAUAUUUUUGAAUAAGCUGUAUGUAGCUGAAACUGUAUUUUAGCAGUGUAUCAUAGUGAUAUGAAAAAAAUAAAAAGCCACUUUUAGAUGAUUUUGAAAUAAAAUAAAAGUAUACUUUAUUUGUAAA